CAAGCACGAGGCCAACCAGAGAGGAGCAGACAGGCGCACGGGUCUGAUCGCUCCUGGUCCUGCAGCCAUGCGGCUCCUCUGGGGCCUGAUCUGGGCGUCCAGCUUCGCCUUGUCUCUGCAGGAGCCCAGGUUGCUCCUGUUUUCUCCUUCCGUGGUUCACCUGGGGGCCCCCCUGUCGGUGGGGCUCCAGCUCCAGGAUGCUCCUCGGGGACAGGAAGUGAGAGGGUUCGUGUUCCUGAGAAACCCGUCCCAUCACAAUGCCCCCUGCUCCCCGAAGGUGGACUUCCUCCUCACCUCGGAGCAGGACUUCGUUCUCCGCAGCCUCCAGAUACUCCCCAACGGUGCCGACAGCUGUGGCCUCAGAAGCCUCCGAGGAGGCCCCAAGAUCCAGCUGGUGGCCCAGUCACCAUGGCUGAAGAGCUCUCUGUCCAAAGAUGUGGACACUCAGGGCAUCAACCUGCUCUUCUCCUCUCGCCGGGGGCACCUUUUCCUGCAGACGGACCAGCCCAUUUAUAACCCUGGCCAGCGGGUUCGGUACCGGGUCUUUGCUCUGGAUCAAAAGAUGCGCCCAUCCACAGACAGCCUCACAGUCACCGUGGAGAACUCUCAGGGCCUCCUUGUGCGGAAGAGGCAGGUGUACGCUCCCUCAUCCAUCUUCCAGGAUGACUUUGUGAUCCCGGACAUCUCAGAGCCAGGGACCUGGAAGAUCUCGGCCAGAUUCUCGGACAGCCCGGACUCCAACCACAGCACCCAGUUCGAGGUGAAGAAGUAUGUCCUUCCCAACUUUGAGGUGAAGAUCAUCCCUGGGGAGCCCUACAUCCUGACGGCAGCGGGCGUUCUCGGUGACAUCCAGUUAGACAUCCAGGCCAGGUACAUCUAUGGGAAGCCGGUGCAGGGGGUGGCGUACGUGCGCUUUGGGCUCCUGGAUGAGAAUGGUGACAAGACUUUCCUUCGGGGACUGGAGAAUCAGACCAAGCUGGCGGAGGGCCAGUGCCACAUCUCCCUCACGAAGGCUGCGGUCCAGGGCGCCCUGGGGAAGCUUGGCGUCCAGCCGGCUGACCUCCCGGGGCUGCGCCUCUACGUGGCGGCGGCCGUCAUUGAGUCUCCAGGGGGAGAGCUGGAGGAGGCCGAGCUCACAUCCUGGCGUUUCGUGUCAUCUCCCUUCUCCUUGGACCUUCGCCACACCAAGCGACACCUUGUGCCUGGGGCCCCCUUUCUGCUGCAGGCGCUGGUCCGAGACAUGUCAGGCUCCCCCGCCUCUGACAUUCCUGUCAAAGUUGCUGCCAAGUUCUCUCCGGGAUCUGCUUCUGAAAUACAUGAUCAGCGAAACACAGAUGGGCGCGGCCAAGUCCUCAUCUCCAUCAAUGUCCCUCAGACCACCUCGGAAGUGCAGCUCUCGGUAUCUGCGGGCUCCCCCUAUCCAGCCACAGCCCAGCUCACUGUGAGAGCCCCACCCGCCGGAAGCUCGGGGUUCCUGUCCCUGGAACGGCUGGAUUCUCAACCCCCUCGAGUUGGGGACACUUUCCGCCUGAACCUGCGAGCCGUGGGCGUCCGUGGGGCCAGCUUCUCUCAUUACUACUACAUGGUCCUGUCCGGGGGACAGAUCGUGUCUGUGGGCCGAGAACCCAGGGGCGCCCUGACCUCGGUCUCCGUGUUUGUGAACCACCGCCUGGCGCCCUCCUUCUACUUUGUGGCCUUCUACUACCACGGGGGCAGCCCAGUGGCCAACUCCCUGCGGGUGGACGUCCAGGCUGGGGCCUGUGAGGGCAAGCUGGAGCUGAGGGUGGACAAGCACAAGGACUAUCAGCCUGGGGAGAUGCUGAAGCUCCAGCUGCACACGGACUCCACGGCCCUGGUGGCCCUGGGGGCUGUGGACAUGGCUCUGUACGCUGCGGGCGGCAAGGCCCACAAGCCCCUGGACAUGGGCAAGGUCUUCGAAGUCAUGAGCAGCUACGACCUCGGGUGUGGUCCUGGGGGCGGGGACAGCGCCCUGCAGGUGUUUGAGGCGGCUGGGCUGGCCUUUUCUGACGGACACCGAUUGACUUCGACCAGAAAUAGUCUGAGUUGUCCCAAGGAGCAGAAAACCCGGAAAAAGAGAAACGUGAACUUCCAGAAAGCAAUUAGUGAGAAGUUGGGCCAGUACACUUCCCCAGAGGCCAGGCGCUGCUGCACGGCACGGGCAGGGGGCCUGGGCGGGCAGAGCCCUCCUCACCGUGCCGUGUGGCCCCCAGCCCUGGAGGUCCUGCAGGAGGAGGACCUGAUGGAGGAAGACGAAAUUCCAGUGCGCAGCUUCUUCCCGGAGAACUGGCUCUGGAGGGUGGAGACCGUGGACCGCUACCUCCAGUUGUCGCAGCUGCCGAUCCCUGACUCUCUGACCACCUGGGAGAUCCACGGCGUGAGCCUGUCCAAAACGACAGGCCUGUGUGUGGCCACACCAGUCCGGCUCCGAGUGUUCCGUGAAUUCCACCUGCACCUCCGCCUGCCCAUCUCCGUUCGCCGCUUUGAGCAGCUCGAGCUGCGGCCUGUCCUGUACAACUACCUGGACACCGAUCUGACCCUGAGCGUCCACGUGGCCCCGGUGGACGGGCUGUGCCUGGCUGGGGGCGGAGGGCUGGCCCAGCAGGUGCAGGUGCCUGCACACUCUGCCCGGCCCGUUGGCUUCUCUGUGGUGCCCACGGCGGCCGCCGCUGUAUCCCUGAAGGUGGUGGCUCGAGGGUCCAUGGAGUUUCCUGUAGGGGACGCAGUGUCUAAGAUUCUAAAAAUUGAGAAGGAAGGUGCCAUCCACAUGGAGGAGCUGGUGUAUGAGCUCAACCCCCUGGACCACCGAGGCCGGACCCUGGAAAUUCCUGGCAACUCUGAUCCCAAUAUUAUCCCCGAUGGAGACCACAGCAGCUUUGUCAGGGUCACAGCCUCAAGUCCACUGGACACCCUGGGCUCCGGGGGGGCCUUGUCAGCAGGAGGCGUGGCCUCCCUCCUGAGGCUGCCACGGGGCUGCGGGGAGCAAACCAUGAUCUUCUUGGCUCCGACCCUGGCUGCUUCCCGCUACCUGGACAAGACGGAGCAAUGGAGCAGGCUGCCCCCGGAGACCAAGGACCACGCGGUGGACCUGGUCCAGAAAGGGUACAUGCGGAUCCAGCAGUUCCGGAAAGCGGACGGCUCCUAUGGGGCGUGGCUACAUCGGGACAGCAGCACCUGGCUCACAGCCUUUGUGUUGAAGGUACUGAGUUUGGCCCAGGAGCAGGUGGACGAUUCACCAGAAAAGCUGCAGGAGACGGCCAAGUGGCUGCUGUCCCAGCAGCAGGCCGACGGUUCCUUCCGGGACCCCUGCCCGGUUAUCCACAGGGGCAUGCAGGGCGGCUUGGUAGGCAAUGACGAGACGGUGGCCCUGACGGCCUUUGUGGUCAUCGCCCUUCAUCACGGGCUGGCCGUCUUCCAGGACGGGAGGGCAGAGCAGCUGAAGCAGAGAGUGGAAACUUCCAUCUCGAACGCAAACUCAUUUUUGGGGGCGAAAGCAAGUGCUGGGCUCCUGGGUGCCCACGCAGCCGCCAUCACGGCCUACGCACUGACACUGAGCAAGGCCCCCGAGGACCUGCAGAACGUGGCCCACAACAACCUCAUGGCCAUGGCCCAGGAGACAGGCGAUAAGCUGUACUGGGGCUCGGUCAUCAAUUCUCAGAGCAACGUCGUGUCGCCCACGCCGGCUCCUCGCAGCCCGGCAGACCCCGUGCCCCAGGCCCCGGCCCUGUGGAUUGAGACCACAGCCUACGGCCUGCUGCACCUGCUGCUCCGGGAGGGCCGGGCAGAGAUGGCGGACCAGGUCGCAGCCUGGCUCACCCACCAGGGCAGCUUCCAGGGGGGAUUCCGCAGCACCCAGGACACGGUGAUCGCCCUGGACGCGCUGUCUGCCUACUGGAUCGCCUCCCACACUGCCGAGGACAGGGGGCUCAACGUGACCAUCAGCUCCCAGGGCCGAAAUGGGUUCAAGUCCCACGUGCUGCAGCUGAGCAACCACCAAGCUCAGGGGGUGGAGGAGGAGCUGCAGGUGACCACACCCUCACCUGGGCGGCAGGACACCUGGGGAGAUGGGAAGGGCCCAGGCCUCAAAGUCCUCCGUACCUACAACGUCCUGGACAUGCAGAACACGACCUGCCAGGAUCUCCAGAUCGAGGUGACGGUGCUGGGCCACGUGGAGUACACCAUGGCAGCCGAGGAGGACUACCCGGACUACUAUGACUACCAGAGCCAGGGUGACUCCGCGAGUCUGGGCCUCGCCGGAGACGACCCGGGGGCCCUUUCCCAGCCCGUGACACCCCUGCAGCUGUUUGAGGGGCGGAGGAGCCGCCGCAGAAGGGAGGUGCCCAAGGUGGCCGAGGAGCAGGAGGCCCGAGUGCAGUACACCGUGUGCAUCUGGGGCUACAGGAUGAAGUUCGCCUGCUACUACCCCCGCGUGGACUACGGCUUCCAGGUUAAGGUUCUCCGAGAAGAUUCCAGAGCUGCCUUCCGCCUCUUCGAGACGAGUGUCGUCCAAGUGCUGCACUUCUCCAAGGAUGCCCAGGCCGCUGCUGGUCAGACCCGGAACUUUCUGGUUCGAGCCUCUUGCCGCCUUCGCUUGGAACCCGGGAAAGAAUAUUUGAUUAUGGGUCUGGACGGGACCACCCACGACCUCAAGGGACAACCCCAGUACCUGCUGGACUCGAACAGCUGGAUCGAGGAGAUGCCUUCUGACCGCUUGUGCCGGAGCACCCGCCAGCGGGCAGCCUGCGCCCAGCUCCGCGCCUUCCUGCAGGAGUACGGCACUCAGGGCUGCCAGGUGUAGGGCUGCUCACCCCGACCCCGGGAGGGGCCCAGGGCUGGGCCCGAGACUCAAUAAAGACCUUACACAGCCACG
Myotis davidii is the source of this 4888-nucleotide messenger RNA. Its product is annotated as complement C4-A. The coding region runs from base 68 to 4816 and encodes 1582 amino acids. Lineage: Eukaryota; Metazoa; Chordata; Mammalia; Chiroptera; Vespertilionidae. Gene Ontology annotation, biological process: complement activation. The record is from RefSeq and is a predicted model, not a curated record. Gene Ontology annotation, molecular function: endopeptidase inhibitor activity; protein binding. The transcript is spliced from 36 exons.